CGAUAGCCGGUUAGUACGACGGGAACAGCGCCGGGAGGUGACAUUGCUCCGGUGUCAUGGCGGCGCUGGGACGGCUCGGAGGUGCUCUGAGGGCUGGGAGUCGCCUCUUUGCGGGAGUAGUGCGGAGCAAGGCGGGGGUCCGCAAUGCUGGAACCGAAGUCCACAUAGAAACUCGUUACAGAGGGAUGGUCCAGUUGACUAAGUCUCAGUGCUUUCAGGCAGAGCUACUCGGCGGCUUCAUGUGGUUUUGGAUCCUGUGGCAUUUUUGGCAUGACCCAGAUGCAGUCUUGGGUCAUUUUCCUUAUCCUGACGCGUCACAAUGGACAGAUGAGGAGCUGGGAAUUCUCCCGGAAGAUGAGGAAUAAACCUCCUCUUCUGCAUAGUGUAAGGAGACCUUGUGCUGGUGCGUCGCCCUGGAUGCUUACUGUAAAUAAAUACAUGAAGACUA
Molecule: messenger RNA, 448 nt
Organism: Pseudophryne corroboree (corroboree frog)
Lineage: Eukaryota; Metazoa; Chordata; Amphibia; Anura; Myobatrachidae
Gene: NDUFB2
Product: NADH:ubiquinone oxidoreductase subunit B2
Exons: 4
Coding region: 57-365 (102 amino acids)
Biological process (GO): mitochondrial respiratory chain complex I assembly
Cellular component (GO): mitochondrial inner membrane
Source: RefSeq, a predicted model, not a curated record